Pseudoliparis swirei is the source of this 5804-nucleotide messenger RNA. RefSeq names its product protein phosphatase, Mg2+/Mn2+ dependent, 1Bb (gene ppm1bb). The record is from RefSeq and is a predicted model, not a curated record. Gene Ontology annotation, biological process: protein dephosphorylation; positive regulation of canonical NF-kappaB signal transduction; negative regulation of canonical NF-kappaB signal transduction. Gene Ontology annotation, cellular component: cytosol; nucleus. Lineage: Eukaryota; Metazoa; Chordata; Actinopteri; Perciformes; Liparidae. The coding region runs from base 371 to 1816 and encodes 481 amino acids. Gene Ontology annotation, molecular function: manganese ion binding; protein serine/threonine phosphatase activity; magnesium ion binding. The transcript is spliced from 7 exons.
UAGCUCUGGCCUUCCAAUUGAAGAAAGUGCUAGAUUUGUCAGCGUUGUAUAAUAUAACCAAUUCUCCGUUCCGCAUUUGCUCCGGAACGAUCUGAAUAGUCUUCAUUUUAUGUGAGAGACAGAACUGGCGUCAAACAUGCGUAAAAAUCAACGCUGUCCAAGCAGGGAACCACCGAGAAAGGAAUUAUCGCCGCUCAUCUGAGGCCAAUCUCGAUUUUUUUUUUUGGUCAAAUAAGGAAACAUAACACAGCUAGCUCGCCGACGUUAGCUCCGUAGAUAGCCAGGUUACCGACACGUCUUCACACAAAAAGCAGAAUCCAGCAGAUAAUCAAGAUUGGAUAUACAUUCGCAACAACAGGAAAACGCAGCAAUGGGUGCAUUCCUGGACAAGCCGAAGACGGAGAAGCAUAGCGCCCACGGCGAGGGCAACGGGAUGCACUACGGCCUGAGCUCCAUGCAGGGCUGGCGGGUGGAGAUGGAGGACGCCCACACAGCGGUCGUGGGCCUCCCCCACGGACUCACCGACUGGUCCUUCUUUGCCGUCUACGAUGGCCACGCAGGCUCCCGGGUCGCCAACUACUGCUCCGGCCACUUGCUGGAACACAUCUUGUCAGGAGGGGCCGUCUUCAGUUCAGGAUCCGGCUCCGUAGAAGGAGUGAAGGACGACAUCCGCUCGGGAUUUCUGAACAUUGACGAGUACAUGCGCAGCUUCUCUGACCUGCGGCAGGGCCUGGACCGCAGCGGAUCAACCGCCGUGUGCGUGUUGCUCAGCCCGAGCCACCUCUACUUCAUUAACUGCGGAGACUCGCGGGCCGUGCUGUGUCGAGACACCAAGGUGGGCUUCUCCACCCAGGACCACAAGCCCUGCAACCCCCGUGAAAAGGAGCGCAUCCAGAACGCUGGCGGCUCGGUCAUGAUCCAGAGGGUAAACGGCUCCUUGGCCGUGUCCCGGGCCCUGGGGGACUACGACUACAAAUGUGUUGACGGUAAGGGCCCCACGGAGCAGCUGGUGAGCCCCGAGCCCGAGGUGUACGUGUUGGAGCGCGCGCCCAAAGGAGACGAGUUUGUGGUGCUGGCGUGUGAUGGGAUCUGGGAUGUCAUGUCCAACGAGGAGCUGUGCGAGUUUGUCCGCUCACGACUCCUGGUGUGUGAUGACCUGGAGAAGGUCUGUAAUUCGGUGGUGGAUACCUGUCUGCACAAGGGGAGCAGAGACAAUAUGAGUGUGGUGCUGGUGUGUUUACCUGGAGCGCCUAAGAUCUCAGAGGAGGCUGUGAAGAAAGAAGAGGAAUUGGAUAAGUACCUGGAGACCCGUGUUGAGGAGCUACUGGGGAACUGUGGGGAGGCGGGAGUCCCUGACCUGGUGUCUGUCUUGAGGAGCAUUGCCACAGAGAACACCCCCAACCUUCCACCUGGCGGAGGCCUGGCCAGCAAACGGAGUGUGAUCGAGGCGGUCUACAACAAGCUGAACCCCCACAGAGAAGAGGAAGGGGCCUGUGCGGGGGGAGAGGAGGAGAGUGAGGAGGGAGGUGGCAGCACGGCGGCUCAUCUGCUGGAGGCUCUGCGGCUGUUCCGCCUGCACCACCGGGGGCAGUACCACUCGGUGCUGGAGGAAUCCCUGGCCGCCUACACACUGCGGGGGGAGAGCACUGUGGAGGGAGCAGGGGAGGGCAGGAGGACCUCGGACGACGACGACGACGAAGGUGGCGGCCAGCGGCAGCCCGCUUCCCCUCCCUCGCCCCCACCCUCACCUGCCACUGCAGAGCCGGAGGCCGGCCGAGAGGCGCCCGCCCCCGAGUCCAAUCCCUCCUCUGACUGAGCACCCCGUCCGCUUCCCUUACCCAACCCUCGAGCUCGAGUCAGAUGUGCUUCGACCUCUCCUCCUCUUUCCUUCCAUCACAGAACUUGAACGGACACAUGGGCCUCUUCCGGCUCGAUCAUGGUCUGCAUCUACAGCUGCCAAUUUCAUUCAUGAAUAUUUUAGUCAUGCAAUGGAAAUAAAAAUGGCCCUUCUGUCUCUUCAAGUUCUGUCGCCGAGCCACAUAUUUACCUUUUAAUCUAAAUAAGGACGCUUUCUUUCCCCUGUCCUCUUGACGACCUCGGCUUGGAUUUCCAAACUUGCCAGCCACUUUUACCACCUGACCACAAAGACUGAUGUUUACAAUAUAACAUAAUCAUUAGCAAAUUAUUAUUAUUAUUACAUGCAAAAGUGGCUGGUGAAGCAAACAUUAACCUUGCACUCGAUGGCCUAGAUUUCCCAGUAUUGGCUUCUGGCUGAUUUCCCACCUGAACUCCCUCCUACACCCCCCAGCUCCCCUCCGCCUCACCCCCUCCCACUCCUGCUUCCAGUGGACAAACUGACAAAGAAAAGGAGACCCUCUGAACUGAAGCUGUGUUCAACUCACUGUACUGUCUCCAGGCCUACUCAAUCUACAAACUCAGAACACACUCUUUUGCGUGAGUGUGUGUGUGUGUGUGUGUGUGUGUGCGUGCGUGCGUCUGUCUGUGUGUCUGCAUGGGUUUGGAGAAAGAGACCAAUCACUAACCACAGGGGGUUUAGAGGGUGUAUACGUUGAGCGUCAUUUCAUUUGAAUCCUUCCCUCACCACAUUAUGCCUAUUUGUGCAUCACCACAUUUUAGUAAGUUGCCUCCGCCGCCCAGAAGGAGGUAAACAUGUGUUCCUAGUUGUUGUUAUUCAGGUGGAUACAAAUGUGAACAGUAUACUAGUACCAGGUGAGAAAAGGGGCCAUACAAGUCAUGUUUAAAUUGAAAUAAGACUAAAGGUAAGGCUUUGAUGCUGAUCUCACAGCAGAAAACAAAAGUUUUUGGAUGGAUAAAAACUUAAGAGAAACCUUCGCUAGGAGGGAAAAUGAGGGCCAGUCAGUCAUAAUGUUUCCAAAAUCAAAGGGUUUUAAAACACACCUCGCCUUGAUCUACAUUGUGUGGCUUCACCGGUGGUAGCUGUGACCUGCUGUCAGAAAAUCACAGCUGCAGUUGUCAUAGAGACGCGUCCAUAGGCUCAGGGAAGUGGCUGUGCUCUCCUCGUUAACGCAGGUCAGACGCUUAAACAACCAGUUUGUCUUUAUUCAUGAAGUCCUUUCUCUAAAUAACUCAAAACAUUCAACAAUUCAGGUGCAGCAUACGUUAAAUGUAUUAAAUUUAAUUUACAAUGAAAGUCUACAAGCUUUUGAUUUUUUAUUAUAUAAAAUGCAUGUUAGCAUGACGUCGCUACGGCUUUCUGAGCUGAAGGAAUGUCACAAUUGGGAACACAACAUUGUGGUUAAUCUCAAAGCACAUUAUUCUGACGUAGUACAUUUUACACUAUAGAUAACAUCACUAUAUGGCAUUUGUUUUGGCACCACCCUCGGGCUAACCCUCGUCUUUAUCCAACGCGCAGGUGACGUCCCUGAAGUCAAACUGCUGACAUGGCUGUAAAUGUCAUAGCAUUGAGUUCUACUGUAGUUAUUCAACAUCCAACAUUUACACCCAGACAACAAUGUGUUCUGUGAGCUGUUUGUGUGUCAGUCAUCAGUCCGCAGCAUCACUGAAGUAUUAAUCAACCAGGUCUCCGUAAUGUUCCCACCGCCGCUCACGUUGACAGCCGCUACUACUAAACCCGGCCGGUGCACACGGUAUGUUUCACUCCUCAUAGGUUAUGACGUUUGUUCAAAAAUACACAAUCUGAAACGCUUGCCUCAGAUGGGAAGUUUGGUUUCCUAACAAACUGAACGAGCAGUCUUCAUUGUUCUUCUUUGAAACAGAGGGAAUGUAAUUACAAGUCAGUAUAAAGCACAGUACCCAAUGACCCUGGAAAUGCGUGCACUGCACUUAUCUUUUCAAUAUCUAAGGCACUUAACUUUCGGAAGGGAGGUUAUGCUAAACCCUGCGUGUGUGUGUAUGUAUGUACGUAUGAGUUGUAUUUGUAAGAGGUUACGUGGGCCAAAAUCAGUCCCACACAGUUAAAAUGACAAAUGAACAAAAUAAAGAUGAUUUGAGGUAUAAUGCAAUCAUUUGUGUCAAGUGUAUGAGUAUCUCUCUCCUGCAGUCUGACUGUACAGCUGUGUUUUCUUGUCUUUUGGUCCUGUCAAAUGUGUCAAACAUUGCAAAUGUAUAGAAUAGGGUUGUGAUGAUGGAUACAAAGAUUAAUUCACAAAAAACCAUGAACAUCCCAGACAGACUCCCAGAUGAAGUGGUGGCCUUUGAUACAGGAACAUUCCCUAGAGGCUCUAGUAUAUGUGAUGUGUUGUAUCAAUGUCUGUGUUGGCUGUGAAGUUUUCAGCUCAUGCAGAAAACAAGUCCACCUUACUUGCCCGUCAGCUCUUAGCUCUCGCUGCGUCUCGUGGCAGCAAGAUAAAUGUCUGCCGCUGCGUUGCAUGAGCUGGCGGCAAGAAUUGGAGGGGAGAGCCGCCGAGACUAUAGGGACUCUAUUCUCUCCAUUUCUCCCCUGUUUUUCAGUCUGACAGUUGGCCUCCUGAGUCUCCGCAAGAGUGCCGGUGAGCUGGAAGACCCCUGGUAGCCGUGGCAACGACCUCCGUCUCCUCCUGGUGAUUGGUGCAUCUACCCAGAAGAGGAGUGUCUCUCCAUCGCGCCAUGUCUUUCUCCACUAAAAGAGGACAUGUGGUGUGUGUGUGUGUGUGUUUGAGUGCGUGAGUGUGCGUAUGUUGGUUGUGUGUGUGUGUGUUUGCAGCAGUGGGACAAAGACGACAACAACUACACACACACGCAUACUGCUUUAACCCUGGAGGAAAACAAAAAUCACUUUUCAGAAAUGUCAAGAUUUUAUGAACUGAAGCUUUGUGACGGUAGAGAUGAUAUUUACCAUUGAGGUGUUUUAGUUGUUUGUUUCCUUUUCUUGAAUGUUGACAUUGAACACCUGACUUCACAAUGACAUAAGGACCUAUAGUGUGCGUAUAUUUUUGUGUGUGUGAGUGCUUUGAGGAGGGCCAAGAGAAGACAGACGGUGGAUAAAGACUUUGUUUGUAAUUCUUCUUCUCUUGGACUUUUUUUUUUCUCUGUGCUCCUAGGUCUGAUAUUUGCCUAACACCUUUGCUUCUCCCUUCUAAAAAGACACACACACACACACACACACUCUCUAACACACACAGACAGACCAUAAAAAAAUAAACACCCUCCCCCGCCCCACUUCCGCCAGUGCACGUAUGUGAUGUGCCACCUUCGCAGGGCCCGGCAUGAGGACUCUGGUUCUACAUGUACAGCUUCGUGGUUUUCUAGUCAAUCUGGAUGGACAGCCAUUGGUUGCGACUGACUGAACAUGAUGGACCUCUGCACUCUGAUUGGCUCCUGCCGUGUGAGAAGUGGAAAUUAUUUGAAAUUUUUUGUUGUUGUUGUGGCUACUAUUAGAAUGAUGACGAUGAUAAUCAUAAUGGGGGGGGGGGGGUGAAUGUGAGGUUAUCUGGUUCACUGAAGAGCCACGUGCAAGUGGGACUCAUGGGGGGGGGGGGGGGGGUGUUGUAUCACUGGUUGGACUUCCUGAAGGAGGAAGGUUAGGGCAGGAGGGUGGUGGGUCAAACGAGCGUCACCACCUCCCUCUCCACCAUCAUGGUUGGAAGUACACUUGAGGGCAGACUGUCCCGACAGGAAAUACAUUUAAUUUUAAUUAAAACAUUUUUUAAAAUGUUGUCCAUGAGGUUACGAGCUGCUCGCGAUGUAGAGUGAGUGAACUCCCUGUUUUAACCCAGUUCCUGGUUCUCAGACUGCAUUGGUAAUGUUUGUAUUGCUGUUGUUUGAUUGCACUCACAUUUGAUUACAGAAAGCGUCUAUAUAUGAAAUAAAAUACCUGCCAAGGA